AUGCCUUCGCGACUAUCCAGCCCUAUGUUGUCUUUGGACAUUAACCACAUCGCCAAGGUCGAUCCCAGAAAUGUAGAUAAUCUUUUCAGCAUGUGGACAAUUUUUUCAAAAUGUGCUGAGUCAUUGGAGAAUGGGAGGAGGCUAGAGAAUCUGAGUUGGAGGGUGUGGAAUCGGGAGACUUUUUGCUGUGAGGAAACCGCUGUGACAGUUGCACCAAUCAAGCCAGCCGCCACUGCUGCUCCCACCGCAACAAUUCCACGAAAGCCCAGACGACAGGAUUCCGACACAUACUCAGAUGUUCCAGAGCUUUCAUCAAGUGUCGAGUCAGCUGCAUCAGAUUAUGAGCUGCGAUCAGAUGCUGUCAACAUCAAGUCAUCAAGAUCAUGCUUAUUGCGAACCGACUCAGCUGAGCGCUACCGAGGCAAGGAAAAGCAUAUGACACCAGUUUGUUUGGUGAAAUUGAUGGAAGAUCUGGACAAGAGCAAGUCUAGCGCCGAUGAUUGGAUUUCAAAGCGUCCUCUCGUCGCUUCUACGGAAGUGGAAGAGGCCGCACAGGAGACAAUGCCCGAGCAAUCAAUGUGCUCACCUGCUCUUCCCGCAGCCCAUUCAACACCUGUGGGAUCUGCAUGUUCAUAUUCAACGAGCGUUAGCGCUCACAGCGUUGUUCGUGGAUUCACACCUGGUCAGAAUAUCUCAGUAUCAAUUCGCUCAAAUCGCUCAAAUGCAUGCUUGCCUUCCGAACCAGCUGCUCCUGCCAAGAAGAUGUCACCAGCACCCAAGAAGGCCGCAAAGAUGUUCUUCAUUGGCUCAUCAAACUCAUCUGCUUAUGAUGAUGAGAGCGACUCUGAGGACAGCUUCACACAGGGCCCACCAAUGCGAAAGAGUAAGCUUUCUGAGGGAUUGAAGAGAACAUCAGGGAAGAGGACAUCUUUUAGACAUGAGGUUGCCACAAGAACGUUCAAAGAUGACGAUGUUUACACCGAGGAUGAGGAAGUGAUCUCUGAGAGCGCCGUUGAUGAAGAUUCAUCAGACUGGGAAUCAUCCACAGACGACAGUGCUCACUCGAGCUACAACCCGGAUACAAUGUUCCAGCGAGUUGAGAGCCGACAGAUGUUGACUUCCAGGCGUUCUCUCCUUUCUACCAUGCUUCACGAGCCAAAACGGGCAGCAGCUCUUGCCAAUGCUGGAUCUCGAUCUACCCCAGCUUUAAGGUCAAGGACUACUUCACCUUCCGGCCCAUCUCUUGCUCCUUCACUCCAGCGAGAAUCCCCUCUCACCGCCAAGCCAACCGCCGAGAUUACCCGCGCAAAGCCAAUCAUCAUGACAACCAGCAAUAUGCAUCCCCCUGCCCUUUCACCCCGCACUACCCGCAGAAACAUGCUUGCCACUGAGUUGACUGAGUCUCUCCGAAGACAUCUUCUUUGGGAGAGGCAGCAAAAGAACACCACUGCAGCUGCUGUUCUUAAACGACGACACACCGCACACGACGUCACGAAGUUGAAUGACUUCCCUCAGGUCAACGAAUACUCUAGCAAGGCAGCUUCCUCCACAAAAGCCAGUGCCUCCAAGGGCAAUGCUUCCAAGAAUAACUCAUGGAAUCAUUAUUUCGAUCAGGGGCUGCAUGAAUACCAUGUAGCUGGGUGGUAA
This is a messenger RNA of Morchella sextelata, 1647 nucleotides long. RefSeq lists its product as uncharacterized. NCBI's taxonomy places the organism in Eukaryota, Fungi, Ascomycota, Pezizomycetes, Pezizales, Morchellaceae. The record is from RefSeq and is a predicted model, not a curated record. Gene Ontology annotation, biological process: negative regulation of transcription by RNA polymerase II; mitochondria-nucleus signaling pathway; regulation of nitrogen utilization. Gene Ontology annotation, cellular component: cytoplasm. Bases 1 to 1647 code for a protein of 548 amino acids. The transcript has 2 exons.